Gigantopelta aegis is the source of this 6061-nucleotide messenger RNA. RefSeq names its product dynein axonemal-associated protein 1-like. Gene Ontology annotation, cellular component: centrosome. The coding region runs from base 75 to 5141 and encodes 1688 amino acids. The record is from RefSeq and is a predicted model, not a curated record. Lineage: Eukaryota; Metazoa; Mollusca; Gastropoda; Neomphalida; Peltospiridae. The transcript has 27 exons.
UACUUGGAUGGAUUCUGGGGAUAAAGAAAUAAAGUGAUUUGCAGAAUACCCGAGUUGAUUAACAGCUGGAGACAAUGGCUGGAUUUCCCGAACUAAAACCUCAGAUGGAAUCCAUCUUCGCUGAGGUGGAGAAAUGUCUCCCUUCAAUUGAGAACCUUUCUGAUAUCGAUUCUGACUCGGAAGAACCUGAAAUAUUUCAUCGGAACAUCGAUAGCCUCUAUUACCUGUCUGAUGAUGACAAAGACUUUGACACUAGCAUCAGCGGAGAAUCGCUGAACGACAAAAACAGUGUCUCCGACACGCUUCCAUACGACAAUGACAUAGCCUUUCUGCAGACCAAGGCGGAAAACAACAGAAAUGAGCUGGGCAGUUUUAAAAUGGUCCAGAGUAAUUCAAGUGUUGAUACAGGUUUUACAUCCAGCUGGAACGACCUCGAAGAAGAUUACUUAAGGGACAAAUAUCAAAAUCUAGAAAAAACGUCCAAUUUGCAGAAUUUAGCUCAGGUGGGGAAAAAUGCUGAGGCAGAAACACAUUCUAUUGAAACAUGCACAGACGUAGAUGAAGACUUUAUACGUGAAUGUCAGGCACUUCGGGAGAAAUUUGCACAAAGGGAGAAUGUUGUAUCAGUUGCCUCCCCUGAAGGUCAUUCACAUUCAUCCGAUUGUGUGAAUCAGAACGUGUGCCCUGCGAAGACGAGACGGAAAGCAGAGAAGGAGAAACAGAGGAAACGAGACAAAGAGAUUGCAUCACAGUUCAUAUCUCCAACAGCUCCUACUCUGUCUCUCGAUCUACUUGAACAAAUAGAUUUAGAUGUUUUGUUGGAAACGUUAUCUGAAGACAACCAAUAUGGCCCACGAAAAGAACUGACGUGGCUGGACGAACCGUUGCCAUCGGUAACCAAGCUUGACAGAGGAGAUGGUAAACCACCGGUGCCUCAAGAUUCAUUCGGUGAUGGCACCACUCUGCUGGAGAAGUUAGCCAAGCUGUCUGUGUCGCAAGGAGCGGAAGAUCUAACCAUCGACCCGUACACCGGAGCCUUGAUUGGCAGUCAACUGAUUGAGAAUACUCCGUCAAAAUGGAAUUCUCCUGAAAAAGGUGCCAAACCUACUGAACCAAAGUCUGUUUCCAUGGGAACCAAUACAUCUGACUUGCCGCAGGCUUCUCCAGUAACUAAACCAGCUGUAGUCUCUUCACUUGAUCCUGAACCGGAAACCGUAUUUAUUGACCUGCGAGACUUUGAGAAACAUAAGAUGGAAGAACAGCAAAGUAUCGAAAGAGUGCAGAGGAUUCUGAGAAUCAAACCAAAAAGCUCUGCGAUGAGUGAUUCCGAGGAUGAAGAUGACUGGCAGGAGGAGCGGAAACGAUUGAAGCAAGCUCUCUCGUCAAGAAGUGCAUCAGAUGAAAGUCUGCCACCAAAACCUAAACCGAAACUAUCCAGAUCAUCAAACAUGAAGAAACCGCAGAGGGUGAUCCACAUGAAGAAAAAGUCCCCAAUUACUGAGUCUCUGUUCUUUGACGACAUCACUGAUGAGUCGUGUUUGUCGGAGUUCGAUAUUCUAGAAGCUCAGAAAGAAAUCGCUAAGAGAAUUGAGAAGGAGAAACAGAUGGAAGUGGCAAGGAAAUUACAUCAGCAGAGGGAGAAAGAAAGAGAGUCUCGGUUGCGGCUGGCUCGAAGAAUCGAGGCCAUUCGUCCGUCUGCUUCGGUCAGUGGUCGACACAACUGCGCUGAAGCUACACCAAUUAUAUAUGACCUGGAAGCUUCUUACGAACCUGCUCCCCGCACCUUGCCAGCAGUUAUCUCCCCUGAUCAGGAAUGCUUGCUCUUGACGAUCAACUUGUCGAGUAAUGGUGAGAUAGUUCUGCAUCGAAACAAGACAAACAAGAGUGUGGAUACAGGAUGUGGACUUUCUGCCAGCUACACGAGUCUCCUCACCUGGCUGCUCUCCCUUGUUCCAAACAACUUUGAUUUCCUCCAGGACUCGGGGGUGAAGCCGGUGGAGGAAGUGAUGCAUUUCCCGCCGUUCCACGUGAUUGGCCUUCAGCAGAUGUGGCUGGAAGAGCAGCUGUGUCUCGCGGUGGCCGUGACUCCUGCGGAACAGUUCGACGCCAAGUUUGUGCCAGUUAAAGUGAAGAAAUCUAAGGUUAGAGAUGAAGUGAAGGACAGCUCUCCGUUCAUGCAACUCUUGACGAAAUAUCUCUCAACAAACAACCUGCACGACGUCUGUCCCUGGCUGGGGGCGCUCGUUUCUAUGGAGGUCACCUCGGCCAAGAAAGACAACUCUGGCACUCCGUCCUACCAGUACGCACCUCCGUUGCCGAACAUCACGACCAAACCACUGUCAACCUUCAUCCACGUGAACCCCGACCCGGCUGGGGCACACAAAGUCUUCAACACGGCCGUCGGGUUUUACUGGCAGACAGUCGACAGCGACGACGGAUAUUACGAAAUUGAUGCCCACGACCAACACGUCAAUUACGAGACACAGAACACAAUGUCGUUGAUCUACAAGAAGAUAUUCCUUGACCCCCAAGCCCUGAUGGGAAUUUUAAACCGGGUGUUGCAGGAAGGCUUGGAUUUGGCCGGCGUCCGUCUGUUGUAUCCAACCCCCGAGCUUCUGGGUGUGAAAACUGUCGACAAUUCCAAGAAGGAGAGUGACAUUGACCUGCUCAACAACAUCGGCCCGGUGCUUGCGAUCGCAAUCCGGGGGACAUUUUCACGCACGAUUUGGCUUGAUGCCGUCGGACCAUCUGAUCCUGCACUCGCUCGCAGGACUGAUCCGAAUUCGCUGUGUGCCCAGUUCGGUGGAAGUUCCCGAGACGAAUGUUUAUUCUUCACCCCGCGGAACCCGACGCGGAUUCACACAGAGCUGAGUACGUGGUUUGGAGGUCGUGUUCCACCAGGUGGUGUCAUCGAUGUGGGCACGCCGUACACAUUGAAGGAUAACCUUCGCAGUGGGAGUCCAAAAGGCCGACGGGGGAAGAGGGUUUCUUACGCCGAUACGGAGAGAGACAGAGAUCAUCUGCCGUCUCACAGACCUCCUGCGACUUUGACAGCCACAACGAAGAGUGACAUCUUCUUAGUUAUGUCACCCAUCGUUCCAGUAAGGAGUAUUGGGUUGCUAAUGGCAACAUGUCAGAGGCGAGGGUACCAGAUUCGAGGAGUGAAAAGACUCAAGUUGACGAAGAAAAGAUCGGGAUCCAUGGGUAUUGGAACCGAAGAAAUGUCGGCCUUCUGUCCUGGUGUUUCACUUGAAACGACUGAACCACAACAGGGAAGAAACCAGGAGGCCUUGUUUCCAUCGAUGGUGAUGAUCCUACAGAAGGAGAACUCGUCACACAAUGCGGCGAGUCUCAUCGAGUCCUUCAUGAUCCAGAUGACUCUGCAGGGAGUCCUCAAUGAUGUACAAUACUUCCCGGGUGGAUCAAUGUUCCAUGCAGCUACCUUCUCAGAAGGACUCCUCAAUGCCCUGGGUGGAGAUUUCAAUAAGUGUCCUGAAUACGAACUGCAGCGAGGCUAUCUUGUCCCGGCUAUCCACACCAACCCGGAACUGGAACAGGUCUCCAUCUUGCUGCUCCUGGGUCAUGACAUUCUCAAGUCUUGUGGCCUCUUUAUUGGAAAAAUCUUGAAACUGGUGCCACAUAGUAAAACUCCAGUUAUCUCCCCUUUCGACGAUGGGAUUGAGUUGCUUGGUUUGAAGUGGCUUCCAGCACUGAAGAAAUCACAGGCGAAGGAAGUGACGCCAUUUGAAGUUGGAGAUAUUCCUUGGAAAGAAAGCAUAAAGAAUCUUACUUCAGAACCGGUGUUGGUUUUAGCAUUGAGGGGUGUGAACAUCUACAAACGGCUGUCGGUCAUAGUUCCGACACGAGUGAGCGAGACCGUGCAACAGAAUCUCGCCAAACCGAUAGACAAGCUGAUGUCGCAGACAGUCGAUGAAGCAUACACCUACGCUCGUUUGUUCUUCACCGCUCAUGACCUGCACUGUGACCCUUCGUCACGACCUUUGUUACCUUACCUGCCAGAGUCAACGCUUCACAGCAGUUUUAUUAAGGAAGAUGGGUUUCUAGACCUGAAGGCUGGAAUACUGGAUGAGCCUUGUGAGGAGAACAUUCUGGAGGAGAUACUAACCGGACCGCAGCCAUUCACGUCCACCCUGGUGGUCAAACCGUCGGCCGUCCGCAAACAUCUCGCCAAAAUACUGAAGAAAGUCAAACAGGAAGAUUUCAGAAUCGUGGGUCUAUGUCUGCAGGUUUUAGAUGAGACGUUGGCGUCAUCGCUCUUACCACCAGAAAUCAGUGAGGAUGUGGAGUUGUGUGAGCAGCACAUGACUCACUUGACGUUGAGUGUGAGCCUGUGUCUGUGUCUGCAGCGCGAGAACGCCGUCAAGAAACUGGUGGAUCUCCUUGGACCGACCGACCCGCAGAGUGCCAGACGACACAGUCAGUUCUUGUGGCGCGGAGUCUUCGGGACAGACACUGUCGCCAACGGGCUUCAUAGUUCUGCAAACUACAAGAAAGCUAUUUAUGAACAAAAAUUGUUUUUCCCCGAUGGCCUCUGCUGCCAGAAAACUGAAACAUUGGAAUUGGAAGGAAUUACCUGUCCUGCUGUUGACAGUCAGAUUGACGUGAUGUUUUAUAAGAACCGAGGCAUAGAACUCCACCACAAACCUCACACAUCAGACAGCACAGACAACUCAACACAAGAUGUGCAUGAGUUGCUACUGCAGACGACGUGUCUGGUGUUGUCACCAUCAAUGAUGUCGGGUGGAUCGCGAGACGGCCGGCCGGGAUGUGCGGACGUACUCGAUAUGUUACUCAGUCAUGGUUUUGAGCUGUAUGCUGCGAGAAUGGUGUGGUUUACCAGGCCUCAGGCCGAGCAGUUCCUACACAUCAUGGACGUGGGCAACUUCAGACAGGUUCCCUUGUUGCUGUCAGGACCGAGUGUUGUUCUUGUUCUAGAGAGAGACAACGCUGUACUCGCCUUCGACACCAUUCUUAGAGGGACUGUGUCUGCUGACAGUUUGCUCAAGCAAUGUGGAGAGGACAUCUAUAAACCUUCAUCACUUCAACAAUCACAUCGUCUCGUUUCAUUCUUCUUUGAUCACCUGAUGCCUGGAAGUCAGCUAAAAAUAGUCUCAAAAUAGUCAUGUGACCAGAUGGAUGGAUCACAUGAUCAGCCAAAAUAGAUGGAAACUUCCAUUUUCGUGGCAUUCAGUUUUGUUUUUCUAUCCUGUUUGUUGUAUAAACAGGGCUAUGUAUUGAUCUUAAUAUUUUCACUGGUGUUUGUUAAAUGAGAGGUCUUGUUACGUGGCAUGGAAGUGUUCGAUAAGUGUCGAACAAGAAAUGUGGAGUUCAGAUAUGGAAGGCUGUAUUACUGUAUAGGAAAUGUUUCCAUGGUGACGUAGGAUAGUGGUCAUAUUACAAGAAAUGUGUACAGUGUUAAGAUAUGGAUAUAUGGAAGGGUGUAUUAUUGUACAAGAAAAUUAUCUGUGAUGUAUGAUGUAAAAAUAUUUUGUAAAUGGUAAUUUGGUACGAAAGAUUUCCUGUGAUGUGUUGCUGCAUUAUGGAGAUAGUUUGUGGGAGUUAUUGUUGACUGUAUUAUAAUAUUUUGGUAUAGUGGUUAUGAAUUUGUGAUAAUACCUUUCCAAAUCAGCAAACAUAAGUAGUCCAUAAGAUAUGAUUUUUAGCAGAACCAAAAAAAUGUAAGCCCUCAAAAAUGAAGGAUUUCUCAAUAUUAAGAUUGCUCAAGGUGAAGAAUUGUCAAAAAAGAAAUGCAAUGAAACCUCUUAAGACUGGACCCUCUGUAAACUGGAAUUGUCUCAAAAACCGGACGUUUUACAGUUCCUUUUCAAAAUCCAGGACAGAACUUAACCUCUCUAAACUGGAUCCCUCUUUUAACCAGACAUUUGUCUUGGUCCCAAGGGUGUCCGGUUUAGAGGGGUUACACUGUAGUUGCAGAAAAGAGGGCUUCCACACAAGCAAACACACAUGCACGCACACACACACACAGACACACACACACACACACACACACACAGACACAUACACAGGCACACACACACAA